AUGUCCAGUCUGCAGCUGCGACAGCUCCCCAGGUCCGUCUCUCGGCCACAGGCUCUCCAGAGAUGCAGGGCCCGUGCCCAAGACACCCUCAAGCGUCGCGGCAUGGCCUCUAAGGCCAACCCCACGCCCGACGCACCAGAAACCCUUCCGUGGCAGGAGUACCUCGCCAUCCGCAAGCGGAAGCGUAGAUGGGAGAUGGCCGUCACCAUCCCCUCCACCAUCGCCGGCUUCAUGGGCGGGAUCGCGUACUUUGGCACCAUCGAAGCCGACCCGACCAAGCCCAUAUUCAACAUCGACCCCAUGUUCGUGUACGGCGGCGCCACCCUCGGCUGCGCAGGCUUGGGCUACCUCAUCGGCCCCGUCAUCGGCUCGAACAUCUGGCGGACGACGCACCGUCGCCUCAUGAAGCUCAUCGAGAAGCGCGACAAGCAGUUCCACGAGCACAUCGUCCGGAACCGCGUGGACCCCACCCGCCAGAGCGCGACCAACCCCGUGCCCGACUACUACGGUCCAGAAGAUGGCUCUCUGCACGACUACAGACAGUGGUUGCGGGACCAGGCGAAGUUCCGCCGAAAAGCAUCUGGCUUCCUCUCCGAGGAGUAA
Molecule: messenger RNA, 603 nt
Organism: Epithele typhae
Lineage: Eukaryota; Fungi; Basidiomycota; Agaricomycetes; Polyporales; Epitheliaceae
Product: mitochondrial import protein Pam17
Exons: 6
Coding region: 1-603 (200 amino acids)
Biological process (GO): protein import into mitochondrial matrix
Cellular component (GO): PAM complex, Tim23 associated import motor
Source: RefSeq, a predicted model, not a curated record